GCACUGAAUCUUUAUCAAAAAGAACACUUCCCACCGCAUCUAAUUUCCGUACUUCGAAACGCAGUUCCUCAUUACUUUAUGGUCUUUAUCUUUUUUUUUUUUUCUUGAAACGCUUUCUUAAUCUAAUGUACUGUGAUGAUCAGAUACAAAAUAAUUUUACAGGCUUAUAUUUUUUAAGUUUGAAAUAAAUGAAGAGAACGUAGAGUGUAUAAUUGUAUUGCUGCCAUGAACAGACACCUGCCCUUCUAAAGCACAAUAGAUCACAAUGACAGUUGUGGUUAAAAGGAAAAAUGUUUUUUUUGACAGAACAUAAUACUUUCAACCGAUAGCAUUGUCCAAAAUGAUAACUCUUUAAGAUAAACAAGACGUAAAGUAAUUGCCAUUAAUUGGCCAUCUGUUUUCAGAGCGACAGCAUAAAGCAGCCUUCUAGAUAUCGCGUUUGGGUUCGUUUUCAAAAACAAAAGAGUUACUGUAGAUCUGAAGCCAAAAAAUACGCCUCUUUCAUCUCUCACAGUUGUUUCACUUUCUAUCCUUCUUUGGCCCGAACAAACCUUUGAGGUUCCCGUUCGUAGUUUUGGGAUUGAGUUGAAAAACAGUACCCAGCCUUUUAAAUGUCUCAAAACGGGGCCGUUCAUCCGUCGCUUGAGAAGUACGAAGUACUCCUUGCCGAUAGACAGACAGGAGUUGUGGUGAUAGAAGCGCUUAUUUGCGCCGUCUUACUUCUCACAGCUCUGCUAGGGAAUAUCUUAGUCUUGUGGAUGGUGUGGAAGAACAAAAAUCUCCGAACAAUUCCAAACCAUUUUAUCGUUUCCCUUGCUUUCGCCGACGUCGGAAUGGCAGCCAUUUGCCAGCCGCCUUGCUUCACGGUCCUCGCUGCAGGGAAACGGACGUACGGAAAUUUUGUCUGCCAGCUUCAAGGAUAUGUCAUAGCCAUGCUGUCUUGCGUGUCACUCUUAACGCUAACCGUGGUCGCUGUAAAUCGGUACUUUCUAAUCGUCCGUCCGAAGAACUACCAGAAGAUUUUCAGCACAAGGAAUACUCGUAUCAUGAUUGCUUUUAUUUGGCUUGUGUCUCUCCUCGCCCCGGUACCUUAUCUUGCUUCCAACCAUCGUUACGUGUACCAUGCGGGGAAGUUCUUUUGUUUUCAAGUCGUCGAAGUCGACUUUUUUACUUUGCUUGGGUACGUGUUCGUUGUCAUCCCCUCGUUGGUGCUUUCGUUCUGUUAUUACAACGUUUUCAAAGCUUUGAAAGAGCAUAAUAAACGGUUCCAUAGUCUGCGUCGCCGAGGAGACCGGCCAACCGCCGCAAGGAUCUCUGUUGAGGAGAUAAACGUGACAAAAACUUUGUUUCUUACAGUUUGCGCCUUCUUUAUUUGUUGGACACCGAUUUCCAUUGUAGAUUUCAUAGGGUUUGGACAAGGAGGCUGGAACCUUCCUCGUGAGGUGUACGUGAUGUACACAUUUUUGGGUCAGUUGAGUACGGUGAUAAAUCCUGUCGUUUAUGGCGUCAUGAACAAGACCUUCCGAGACGAAUACAAGAAGCUGUUUAAAUGGAGCGGUGGGGCCGACAUAACACAAGAAUCGACCGAAGAAACUCCACAGACGCAGGAGAGUAAGUGCUCUGUGCUUUAAAAAAGAACUUGGCAUUUUAAUAAGUUGCUUUUUGUUCAAGCCUUACAAUAAAGUAAUAUUGUAGAGCUUUUUUUUUUCCAAGCGUAAAGGAAACAUUAAUGCCUAGUUAAAGUAAUUAGCUAUGCUAGAACCGCAUCGCAAGGAAACUGUUUUUCAAGUGACGCCCAUGCGCCCUUACUUAAAGACAGUGACUUCGACCUCGCUAAAAGGCGCCUUUUUAACCACGGCUUUCCUCACGAAACUGAGGUCUCACGAUUGUACACAUCAAUGUGCGUGCUUCUCAGUCCUUAGAAACUAAAAUGAACAGAUUUCAAUUUUCUUGGUAACAGGUGGAGCAGAUGCACAAUUUUUUUUGGUUCGCGUUUACGUUUGUUUAUGAUAACGAUAGAUUAAAAGAAAAUGUUUUGA
Molecule: messenger RNA, 2039 nt
Organism: Stylophora pistillata
Lineage: Eukaryota; Metazoa; Cnidaria; Anthozoa; Scleractinia; Pocilloporidae
Product: melatonin receptor type 1B
Biological process (GO): G protein-coupled receptor signaling pathway
Cellular component (GO): membrane
Molecular function (GO): neuropeptide Y receptor activity
Source: RefSeq, a predicted model, not a curated record